AAGUUUAUUUGAUAACUUUUGUGAUAAAUGUAUAGUAAAUUCUAGUACUAUAAUUUAUAAUAAGUUGUUUUUUUGGUGCAAGUACUUAUAAAUUACCAACUAAAAUGAAUUGAUGAUUUGAUCAAAGUAUUUCGUCAAUAUUUACUCAAAAGUAUGUGAUAAAAGUGAAGUGCACUUAUAUUCCUGUAUAAAAAAGAACGUUUGCAAUUGAAAAUAAACAAAUUUAAUAAUCAAAAUGAUUGUUUUCAAAUCUCUAAUUUUUCUUUGCUGUACAAUUUUUGUAUCCAGCACCGAAAUUAUAUCACAAGUUUCAAAUUUAACUAACGAUUGUUAUAUAACUCAGUACUCCCAAGUAGCUAAUGCACUUAGCAAAUGUACGAGUAUUGUUAUUGAUAGUCUCGUAGUACCGAGCGGUAAAACCCUAGAUUUGAAAUUGAAAGAUGGUGCAAUACUUGCUUUCAAAGGUACUACUACCUUCGAAGUUGGUUAUAAUGAUGUAUAUUUAAUGACUAUAUCAGGAAACAAUAUUAAUGUUUUCGGCGAAUCAGGUUCUCUCAUACACGGUCAGGGUGAAAAAUAUUGGGAUGGUCAAGGUGGGUCUGGUGGGGUUACUAAGCCCAAACUUUUCCUAAUUCAAGAUGUAAACAACGGGGUUUUCAAAAACAUAAAUUUGAAAAAUUGUCCCAUGUUUUGUACCACCAUAUUGAAAAGUAACUAUGUAACAAUAGAUGGUUUCAAAGCUGAUUGUUCGGAAGGAGAUAGCGGGUCGGCGCAUGUUGGUAGAAACACCGACGGUAUUGGUAUAGCUUGGUGUACGAACUUAUAUAUCAACAACGUUUUCAUCCAUAAUCAGGACCAAUGUUUAUACGUCAACCAAGGUUCCAAUAUGCUAUUCACUAACAUCCACUGCGUUAAUUCGAACGGUAUUUGCGCUACGGCAGGUUACAGCCAGACUAGUUACGAGGAAAACACUACCAAGAACAUCACUUUCCAUAAUUGCGUCAUGGAAGGCGGGCUCACGGGCGUACAGAUUCUCGCCAAGUGGAAUGCUGGACUGGGUGAAAUUAGCGACAUCACUUUCCAAAACGUUAAACUCGUAGGGGUUCGUCAACAAGGUAUAUUCGUAGAAAUGGAUUCUGGUAACACGGGUCACAUAAAUAACAACAUAGAAGUGAAAAAUUUGAAAAUGUCCCAAAUUUACGGUACCGUACAAGGAAAUGGCGCUAGAGCAAUUUACAUUAAAUGCGGAGCGAAAUGUCACGACUGGAUAUUUUCCAACAUCAAUGUUAGUGGCGGUGGUACUCCGAAUUCUUGUAACUACGUACCUGCUGGGUUCUCGUGUUAAAUUUGAUUUUUUCAAUCAAUAAAAACGAAAUUUCCUUAUACUAAA
Diorhabda carinulata is the source of this 1390-nucleotide messenger RNA. RefSeq names its product polygalacturonase-like. Bases 236 to 1345 code for a protein of 369 amino acids. NCBI's taxonomy places the organism in Eukaryota, Metazoa, Arthropoda, Insecta, Coleoptera, Chrysomelidae. Gene Ontology annotation, biological process: pectin catabolic process. Gene Ontology annotation, molecular function: polygalacturonase activity. Gene Ontology annotation, cellular component: extracellular region. The transcript has 4 exons. The record is from RefSeq and is a predicted model, not a curated record.